CAAAUAAAAAAAAGAACUGCGCAAGAUAUUUCCAUCUAAAGAUGAAGAGAUUAUGCCCAAGGAUGGUUUAUAUAUAAUAGACAAAAUAAAAAAACUUUACUCAAGUGAAGACACAUUCCAAGAUAAAUAUGCUCCAAUAGCGCAAAUGAUAAACAGCCAAAUUAUUCGGUCAAUAGAGCGUGAAUUUGGAGGAUUAUAUGUGAAUAAAACGUAUGAUAUCCUUAUUAAAUCAAUAUUCGAUGAUAUUAUAAAGAAUAUAAAGAUAAGGGCAAGUAUUGUUUGGAAUACAAUAAAUCAUGUGACAGAGGAUGACAGACAAAGAACUGGAUGGCAUACUAUAAUGAACAAUAAUCAUUUGAAUGUCGUACACAAUUAUUUGCCAUGGAAGGACUUCUUGUAUAAUACUCUAGAUGAAUUUUCUACUAAGCAGAGUAUUAAGAAGCCAACAGAAGCAAUUUAUUCUGCUGAUGUAAUAAAGAGGCUUUUUGAGCUAACAGAGUCUAAGGAAUGUUCAAGACUGCAGAGAGUACUGGACAUACUAGAACAGCACGGGAAAGAAAUUGUUACAAUUAAUGAAAGUGGAAAUGAAGAAUCAAAUAUGAAGAAGCUUGGACUAGAACCAGAUGAUAUUUAUUCACUACAGCUAUUUACAAGAGCAAAUCCAUAUGAAAUAGACCAAGUUAUAGCUGAUAUGUACGGAAUGAUUUCUAUUCAAGACCAAGAUGAUGUAGAGCACAAUGUUUUAAAGGAUAUAAUUACUCUAAGUCUAUUCAAUGACACAACCACUGGCCAUAUUAACAAAAAAAUAAAAACAUUUAUAAAGAAUCUAAAGGAGAGUAUGAAUACAUUCAAAACCGCUAAAACCAUAAUUAUUUCAAAAGAAAGCAGUCAAACCAUUUCAGAUAUUUGCUCUAGAUAUGAAUGUGAUCCAAUGGAGUUUAAAAAUAAUGUAGCCAAAAAAUAUUUGGAAAGUUUAAAGGACAAAUUAUCCAGUGUUAAUGACUCAUCAGCUGUUCUUGACCUGUCAAAUUUAGAAAAUGUACAGAGCUCAAAUAUGUUACGAGCUAAAAAGGCUUCAAUGAUUAUUCUAGCAAUACUUUCGAUUAUUAUGAUAAUUGCUAUUAGCUAUGGCUUUAUAAACUUAGAUAAAACAAAAGCACUUUUAAGAAUUAGCACAAAAUCUUCCUAAUGAAUUUAUAUUUCAGUAUAAAUAUGAAGUAACCCGAAAUUAACUUUAUAUUUAAAUUAAGCACAUUUUAGACCAACAACAUAAAUUCAUUCAGAAAUAUGAAAGUAACCGUAUUUUAGACAGGAAUCACAUUAACUAAGAACUAUCUUAUUAGAAUUUGUGAUUUCAAGCCAUAGCAGGAUUAUUUAAAUAAAUAUA
Messenger RNA from Nematocida parisii ERTm1, 1387 nucleotides. RefSeq lists its product as uncharacterized. The record is from RefSeq and is a predicted model, not a curated record. Lineage: Eukaryota; Fungi; Microsporidia. The transcript has a single exon. Bases 53 to 1189 code for a protein of 378 amino acids.